AAGCAUUAAACAAGUGAUUUCCGUUCAACUUCACUCCUACAACAGCUGGUGACGAGACGCCUCCUCUCUGAUAUCGAGUAUGCCAAUCAUACAUCUGACCCUGGUCCUCUUCCUCCUGUAUGCCUCCAGAACUCUCUUUGUUAAGGGAGUCUGUAUGUUCGAUGAAGAGGGAAGCCAUUGCACUUGCCAAACUGAAGACAUACGUGACCUGAUGGGCCUCUUAAUUUGUGCUCAAGCUGAGGUGUUUGAAAUCCAGAAUGGGUACUUGGGAAUCUCGCCUAACUCUGAUUUUCUCUCUACUUUUGGCAGACAAGAUGAUUUUAGACAAAUGAUUGGCAUGCUAAAUAUGCUGCCUGUCAACAAGAUCAUUUUCAAACAUGUUACCGUUUCCAAUGUAUUUUUAUCACCUUUACUCUCAGUUCUUCCAAACACCAACAUCCGAGAGAUAGUCCUGAUUAACUCCACUGUGGAAGACAAUCAGAAGCCUAUAGUUCUACUACUUCCAUCCUCCCUUUUAACUUCUGUGACAGUUGUUAAUGGGUCUCUGCCUUCCUCUUACUUGCUGCCCAACUCCUCAUACCUCCACAGCUGGGUAAUGUCAUCAAUAAAAAAGGCAGUGCUUGUCCAGUCACAAGUCUCCCAACUUGAGUGUCGAUUUAUCCGCCAUCUGAAGAGCCUUGAAGAGCUGGACCUAUCAGAAAAUGAACUGAACGAUGGCUUUAUAGACCUUACAGAGUGCCCUGAUGCCUUCAAAAAGCUGUCCAUCCUCAAGCUUAGCCACAAUCGAUUUCAGACCUACAAAGAUGUAUGCCACAGUCUUGAAAACCUGACCAGUCUUGUGGACCUUGACUUGAGCCACAACAACUUCUCAGUUCCUCCGUCGGCUUGUUCUUGGCAUCAGAUGUUUGGGGUUUUCAACCUUUCUGACACAAAGCUACAGCAAAUCCAGAACUACCUUCCGAGUAAGGUUGAAGUGUUGGACCUCAGCAAUAACAACCUUCUGUUGUUCAGUGCCAGUCCGCAGGGUCUGAGAGAGCUGUACCUGUCGAACAACGGACUCCUCGUCCUGCCUGCUUUGCAUGAUAUGCCUAAUUUACAGAUCUUACAAAUAGAUGGAAAUGACCUCACAACCUUCAGUGAAAGAGACAUUGAAGACUUGAAACAGCUACAGGCCGUAACAGCUGGGAGAAACAGCUUCCACUGCGACUGCAGCUCCAAAGACACAACUGAUAGCCUAGUGAAGAUGUCCAGCAUUCUCAAAGACUGGCCAGACGACUAUGUGUGUGACUCCCCUUCCUUGCGGCAAGGAACCCAUGUGAAAGAUCUUAAUCUCUCGUUCUUUGUAUGUCACACAGCCUUGGUUCUCAGCCUGAUAUGUGUUGGCAUCUUAAUUGUAAUAUCUUCUAUUGCUGGGCUUGUCUGUUACAAGGUCCAGAGGGCUAGGAAACAAGGGGGUGGAGAAGCAGUAAUGAAAUAUGACAACACAGGUGAUUUGAGCUCAAUGACUAGCACAGCAAAGUGAUGCCAUUGAGCUUUUUUUUUUUCAUUUCUUUCAUUUCUUAGCAGAUGCCCUUAUCCAGGGCAAUUUACAAUUGUUACAAGAUAUCACAUUAUACAUUAUUUCACAUUAUACAGUUAUCACAUUAUUUUUACGUACAAUUGCCCAUUUAUACAGUUGGGUUUUUACUGGAGCAAUCUAGGUAAAGUACCUUGCUCAAGGGUACAACAGCAGUGUCCCCCACUGGGGAUUGAACCCACAACCCUCUGGUCAAGAGUCCAUGCCCUAACCACUACUCCACACUUAUUACAUAAUUGUUAUGUAUAUAUUUAUAUGUUACAGUAUGUUUAAAUUAAUAAUAUUGAGCACAACCAAAUAACAUCAUUUUGUUAUAUGCUAUUUUUUGAGAACCCAUUGACAUAACAUAAAUUAUAAUAGAAACUAUAUUUCAAGAAUGUAAAAUUCCUCAGUUUACCAAUGACAGGUUAUUUUUAAAUUGAUGUUUUUUUUGGUUUUGUUUUUAAUUCUAAAUACAUUCUUUUUAAACUUGUAAAUUAAUCUUUGCUUCCAAGACCUGCUUUUGUUUACCCUACUCAUCCUAUUUCUUACUAAUUAUCGUGGUAUCCUCGAAUUCAUAAUCGCACACUUUAAAUAAAUGAGAUUCAUUUUUUGAACAUGCUGUCUCAAAAGUGUCUCAAAAAAGAAUGGCCAGCGGCAGAGAUAGCGGAUGCAGAAGCAGAACACUGCAGUUUAUUAACUGUCAAAACAAAUAAAAGGUUUAAACAGCCAAACAAAAACACAUUAAAAACUGCUGCUCCUAGGACUGCCACCUGACCCCAGAAUUCCGGAACACUUUGGGACAGGACAGGGUUUUUAAGUUGCUCUUAAACUGAAAGAAAUAAACACGUGAAUUGAGCACUAAACACUAAUUUAUAGUGCUUCUUAAUUAUCCGAAUUAUUGUGAUAAUACAAAUCUUACUAAAUAAAAAAGCAUCUUGAAUAAACAUGUGUGUAGGUUUAUUCAAGAUACUUUUUUAUUUUGUAAAAUGAGUAUUUCAGUUAUUACACCU
Molecule: messenger RNA, 2568 nt
Organism: Acipenser ruthenus (sterlet)
Lineage: Eukaryota; Metazoa; Chordata; Actinopteri; Acipenseriformes; Acipenseridae
Product: toll-like receptor 2
Exons: 2
Coding region: 80-1522 (480 amino acids)
Biological process (GO): toll-like receptor 4 signaling pathway; positive regulation of type II interferon production; lipopolysaccharide-mediated signaling pathway
Cellular component (GO): lipopolysaccharide receptor complex; membrane raft; external side of plasma membrane
Molecular function (GO): lipopolysaccharide binding; protein binding
Source: RefSeq, a predicted model, not a curated record